This is a messenger RNA of Phalaenopsis equestris, 3277 nucleotides long. RefSeq names its product protein RRP6-like 3. Gene Ontology annotation, molecular function: nucleic acid binding; nucleotide binding; 3'-5'-RNA exonuclease activity. Gene Ontology annotation, biological process: nuclear polyadenylation-dependent rRNA catabolic process; TRAMP-dependent tRNA surveillance pathway; nuclear polyadenylation-dependent snoRNA catabolic process. The transcript is spliced from 12 exons. Gene Ontology annotation, cellular component: nucleolus; nuclear exosome (RNase complex). NCBI's taxonomy places the organism in Eukaryota, Viridiplantae, Streptophyta, Magnoliopsida, Asparagales, Orchidaceae. The record is from RefSeq and is a predicted model, not a curated record. The coding region runs from base 299 to 3106 and encodes 935 amino acids.
CUCUAUUUCUCGGGCCUUGAUGAAAUAAAGAAAAACCCUUUAAACAAUUCAUUUCAUACGACUUGACGUGAUCCAAGAGCUCUAGAAGCUCUAGUAGCAAUUUGUGUGCAAUAAUCAGGACUAAAAAUGCAUUCCCGUCAAUUGGAGCAGCGGAGAAGUCUGCUGCCUUCUGAUCCAUUGGCCAACUUCAAAUUGAUUCCAGCCAGAGGUCUCUUCGCCUCCAUCGCCGCCUUCUUCCUCUUUAACCCAGGGCGAAAGCAAGCUACGAUCCGAAGUCAACACCCCUACUUCGUCGACAAUGGCGAGGCGCGAUAGGGUAAAGGCUGCCAUGGCCAUCGCUUGUGUCUUUGUUGCUGCCACCUUCCUGUUUGUGGCGCAAAUUUAUCGGCGACGGAGGCAGCGAGAGGGCGGUGCCUGCCGGCGGCGCUGCUCGGAGGUGGAGGACAAGCCCCAGAAUUUUUUCAAGUGCGUGGGGGCUGAGAAUUCUUAUACACCUUUCAAGCAUUUCAAGCGCGAGGGCAAGGAGAAAGAAAUCUCUUUGAAAAUGCAUCCAUAUGAAGAAGAGAUCAACUUUUUGCUGGAGCACCCCCCACUGUUAGUGAAGCUGUUUACUAAUCAUCUAAAUUCGGACAUGGGCAAUUCUUAUUUAUGGAUAAGGACAAAGCAUCAACUAGAGUCUCUUGCCGAGACACUAAGUAAGGAAAAGGUUUUUGCCGUUGAUACAGAACAGCAUAGUCUCCGGUCAUUCCUUGGAUUUACUGCUCUAAUGCAGAUUUCUACUCAGAAGGAAGAUUUUUUGGUGGAUACUAUCGCUUUGCAUGAUGAUAUGGGCAUUUUGCGGCCUGUUUUUGCAGACCCCUCUAUUUGCAAGGUAUUCCAUGGUGCUGAUAGUGACGUCCUCUGGCUUCAGAGGGACUUCCAUAUAUAUGUUGUGAACAUGUUUGAUACAUCAAAGGCAUGUGAGGUUCUGUCAAAACCACAGAAAUCAUUAGCUUUCUUACUCGAGACAUAUUGUGAUGUGCUAACUGACAAAUCUUUACAGCGUGAAGACUGGAGACAACGUCCACUAUCUGCAGAAAUGAUUCAAUAUGCCCGUACUGAUGCUCACUAUCUAUUACGCAUUGCUGAUUGUCUAGCCGCAGAGCUCAGGAGAGGACUUGAUAAAUCUGCUUGUCCCGAUGACAAAUUCAAUUUUUUCUUGGAGGCCAGUCGGAGAUCAAACACGGUGUGCUUGCAGCUUUAUGCAAAGGAGAUUGAAUCAUCUCCUGGAGCUUCUGCUGCAGCUUCUAUCCUUUCACGUAACUGGAACAAGGAUGGAGUUUCUACAUGUAGGACUGCUCAAACGAAGGACCUUAUUUGGAAAGUUUGUGCAUGGAGAGAUUUAGUGGCACGAAUCCAUGAUGAAAGUUUGCGUUAUGUUUUGUCAGAUUAUGCCAUUGUCAACUUAUCCAUGAAUGUUCCAACAAGCCCGGAAAAGAUAUUUGAAAUUAUAGAAGAAGCUGAUUUCAGUUAUAAUUCUCAAAGUAGCUACCCUUCCUUUUUAUCUCCAUCACCUGUUGUUAGAACCCAUAUAGAUGAACUUUGGUUGCUCCUUCAAUAUCCUGAUUCGGACAUUAGUGAUGUGCUUAUGAGACAUCAACAAAAGCACUUAGAUACACUUGGCUGCUGUCCUCUAUCAAUUUAUAAUUAUUCUCUUUUAUCGGAGAUCACUUUGAAACAAAAUGUUACACCUUUCUCAUGGCAAAGUGGAGGAAAAUCCACUGCAACAGCUGGUAGGAAGUCGUCCCGUGAGCAUUUUGUUCAGAAGUUCUCUUGCAAAUCUCCAGUUUACCAUAAUUGCAGGAUAUAUGCUAAUGAUGGACGACUCCUUUGUUAUUGUGAUCGCCGAAAGCUGGACUGGUACCUUCAACGUGAUUUAGCGAAGAUUGUAGAAGAGGAACCUCCUGCAAUAAUGCUUCUUUUUGAGCCUAAAGGGCGCCCAGAAGAUGAGGGUAAUGAAUUUUACAUUCAGAGCAAGAAGAACAUAUGUGUUGGCUGUGGCGAAAAAAAUCACUAUCUUCGCUACCGAAUAAUACCUUCUUGCUAUCGAAUGCAUUUUCCAGAGCAUUUGAAAAGCCAUCGUUCACAUGAUAUUGUUCUCCUCUGUGUUGAUUGUCAUGAAAAUGCUCAUGCUGCUGCUGAGAAGCACAAAAAGAAGGUAGCGGAAGAAUUUGGUAUCCCUCUUUUUGUGGAGAAGAUUGCUGAUUCAGAAGAAAGCAAUGCUGUUAUGGUGAAACAAUUGUCUGAAAGAGGAGGUGAGGAGAAAGGUGUCCCCCCCUUGCAGCUGAGAACUGCAGCCAUGGCACUUCUCCGCAAUGGAUCCCACAUGCCAUCAAAAAGGAAGGAUGAGCUCAUGCAGAUUGUUAAGGCAUAUUUCGGGGGAAGGGAAGUACUUCCAGAAGAUCUUGAAACAGCUUUACUUGUUGGUAUGAGUCCUAACGAAAGAAAACGUGUCGAGAAGAAAAGAGGGUUAUCUUUGAGGCAUGUUAAAGCUUGUGUUUCUAAAGGAAAUGACUCAUCUCCUCUUCUAGGAACUCCAUCAAAUUCUCAGUUAGAGAACAUCAAAUGCAGCUUGGAGGAAAGAUUAGAAGAUAAAGGAAAUAUGGAGAUUAAUCUUGAGCUAAAAUGUAUAUCCAAUCAUGUCAUUGAAGGGAUCCCGGCAGUUGAUGAACAAAAUUCUAAUGAAAGCUCCAGACAGAUUGAGGAAAGAAAAGGUUUAGGAAGAGAUGUUUGUGCUUCCAGUGAGAGCAAUGGAAAUGGCAUUCCAGAACAACAAAGGGCUGAAUCUGCUCAAAGUUGCAAAUCGGAUCCAGGUUAUUCCUCCAUUCGUGCCAAUAAACUAUCAUUAUUAGGUCAUGGACAUCAUGGAAAAGAAGUUGUGAAGAGAUUGCUCGUAGAACAUGGUGAAGAUGGUAUACUCCAGUUUUGUCAGAAGUGGAGGCAAGUUUUUGUGGAAGGAGUUAAUCCACGUUUUCUUCCUCGUGGUUGGGAUAUAAUGCACAGUGGAAGGCGGGAUUUCGGUGAUUUCAGUGCUUACAACCCUGCGAAGAAAAAUGCAGCUGCCUGAAUUUAAACAAUUGCAAUGCUGAGUUUUUUUCCAUUCAUCAUUCAUCAUUCAUCAUUCAUCAUUCAUCAUGGUUGAUUGUUGGGGGAUUUCUGUUUUGCUGCAAAAUUUCAAGGUAUUUAUAUAUCUGACGCUUAAAUUGUUAUAUUUAUUUAUAUGAUAUUUUAGUGUCUA